AUGGUUAAUUUUCUUUCUAAAAGUCUUUUUUGUUUAUCUCCAGCUACCACCAAUAAAGGAGGAAAGAUGAAUGAGGUCGAUUCAUAUGUUGGUUCACCUGCUACAAACAAAAAUUUUCGUAGCACUAGUUUAAAAAGAAUAUUUUUUCCAACAAGUGAUAAUAAUAUUAUGGAACCAGCUUCUUACUCUGGUCCUAAUGAUCGAGUUGAGAUAACAGAAAUAACAAAAAGAAUAUUUGCUUGGACAUUCCCUAAACAUGGUUCUGAUUCAUCUUAUAGACAAUCAAUAAAAGAAGUUUCAGAGUCAUUUAAAAAAAAAUAUCGUGAAAAAUAUAAAGUUAUUAAUGUAUCACAAAAACGUUCUGAUCUUGGAAGAUCAAAUCCAAAUGUAUUAGAAUUUGGAUGGCCUGAUAAAUUGGCACCACCACUUGAUCGUUUAUGUUCUAUUUGUAAACAAAUUGAGAAUCAUCUUAAAGGAUCAGAUGAUAAUAUUAUUGUUAUUCAUUGUAAAGGAUGGCGUUCCCGGGCUUCAAUUGUCAUUGCUGCUUACAUGCAUUAUAAUUCAAUAUGUUCUAGUAAUGAUGAUGUUGGAGAUCGUUUCUCAAUGCAAUUAUACUCAGAAAAGUAUAUUGGUGGUGAUGGUCAACCAUCACAUAAAAGAUAUAUAAAAUAUUUUGCUAAUUUAUUAUCAGGUCAUACAAAAGUUAAUCAACAACCAAUUAUGUUAAAUCAAAUUAUAUUAAAAAAAUUACCAAAAAAUAAUAUUUUAAUAAAAAUUUAUGAAAGAAUGAAACCUGUGUAUAAUUCUUAUCAAACUAUUUCAAAAGAAGAAAUAUGUAUAAAUAUUGAUGGUGGUUUAUCAUUAAGGGGAGAUAUUUUGUUAAAAUGUUUUGAAAUUAAUGAAAAUGGUGAUGAAAAAAAAGAAAGAAAUCUUUUACUUCAAUGUCAAUUUAAUACUUGUGCUAUUGAUUUUAAAGAAAUAAAUAAUAAACUUCGAUUUUACAAGGAAGAAUUAGAUUUUGCAUUUAUGGAUUCAUCUGUUAAUAAUCAAUCAUAUUUAGAAUUUUGUUUUACAGAAAAAAAUAAUAAAGAAAAUAGUAAUAACAGUUUAAAUAGAAGAAAACAAAGUUUUAGUGAAUUUUCUAGGGCUGAUUCAUAUGAAAAUUUCGACAGACCUGAAGACGAUCGAAGUCAAUCAAUUGACCCAUUAUAUUCUGAGAUUAAUAAAUCUUCUAUUACUCAAAAUAAUAUUACAAUUACAAAUAACAAUAGUAACAAUUUAUUACCUAGUCCUAUUGAUGGAACUGAUUCCGGUAUUGGAAGUGAUAGUCCUAAAAAUAUGGCAAAAGUACCACCUCAUGUUCCACCAAAACCUAAUAAAUCUUCUAUAAAUCAAGAUGAUGCUGGUAGAAAGUCAACUAUUCCAGAAGAAAAUCAUAUAACAAGAGAACAUUCCGCAUUACCAGCAUCUGUUAGAAAAUCUGUAUCAAGACCAUCCUCACCAUAUAAUGGAAAUGGUGAUAUAAAUCAAUGUAAUGGUGGUUCUAUAACAGGUGGUAGGCAAACACCAUCAUUUGAACCUGAUCUUGUUGGUAAAGAUCGUUAUGAUAAAAAUUCUAAAUGUUUUAGUUAUGUACCAGCUAAAGCAUUAAAUGAACAUUUUACAAUGCCAAAAAAAGCACCAUCACAAAGAAGAUUAUCAAUGGAAAAAAUUGAUUUAGAAGUUCCAGAAACACCAGAAUUACAGGAAAAAUUAAAACAUAUCAGAUUAAAAAGUACAGAUGUUGAAAGAGUUCCUGAACCACCAAAAUGGGAAGAAGAAAUUGAUGCACUAGCUAAUAUUAAUGGUGGAUUUAAUUUUGAGAAACGUUCACAAUCAACAGUUCCAAGAAGUUAUACACCACAUGAUUUUAGAGAUUUAAUUGAUAUUGCUACACCUAUAAAUAAUGAUUUAUCAAGAAAUUAUAAUAAUACUUAUCGAUCAAUUGAUAUACCAUAUGAAGAUUCAUCAUCAAUGAAUUCUUCAACACUACAAUAUAAUAGUGGAAAUUAUCCUUAUUCAAAAAAUAAUAUUCCUGAACAACCAAUUGUACAUGAUCAAGCAAUGAAAAUAAUUUCAACAACAAAUCCAAAACGAUAUAAUAGUUAUAAAACAUUAAAUGAUGAUACAUGUAAUAGUGAAAUGGAAGAAUUAUGUGAUCCUGAUUAUUAUUUAUCUGGUACUGGAGUAAAUAAAUCUAUUUUAAAAAAUAAAAAAAAUAAUCAUACAGAGUCAAAUAAUAAAUAUUUAAAUCAAAAUUUAAAUAAAAAAGAAUUAGAUGAGAUGGAUUAUUUAGUUGAGUCAACAAUAACACCACCAAAUAGAACUUGUUAUACACCUAAACCUAUACCAUCAUGGAAGAUGUCCACAACAGAUAAUCAUAUAGAUAAUUUUGGUUCACCAAAAAUGAAACAUGAUGAUUUUAGAUAUAGAAAUUGUAAAAGUGUUGCUGCCUCACCAAUAAUAUCAAAUCAUAAUAAUAGAAAACUUUUUUCAAAUCAUCGUUAUGAUCCAACAGAUGAUGCUGAAAGUCCUGAUAAAUGGUUAGAAAAUAAAUUAAAACAACUUAAAUUUAAAAGACAAUCACAGCCUGAUUUAACAUUUAGAAAAAAGACAGAAAAAAUUUUAUUAGAUGAAUUAAAAAAUACAAAUAAUAUUACUGGUAGAGGUAAAAAUGAAGAAUCAUAUACAUAUGAAGGACAGGGACAUAAUGAUUUAUUAGAAGAUUAUAAAUAUGAGGAAGAAAGACUUAAAAAUACAAAAUCACCAUAUUUUGAUGAUUUUUCAUCAAUAAAAUCAACUUACAAUAAUAAUACACCAUCAAGAUAUACAUCAUAUGGUGAAUCAAAUUAUGGAAGUAGACCACAAAGUAGAAAUUCACGACCAUCUUCAACAUUAAAUCAUAUUAAUACUCCAAAAGGUAAACCUCCAACACCACCUCCAAUUAGAGAUAGAAGUAGAUCACCGGCAAAAAGUCCUAUUAUUGGAAGAAAUAGACUAACACUGGUAAGAGAUCAACCAUCACCAUAUCAGCUGGAGAGAAAAAAUAUUAAUUCACGUUCUUUAUUACAAACAAAUUCAAAUCAAAAACCAUUUGAUUAUUCAUCUGACGAAAGUGAUAAUAAUAGUAUUGAACAAGGAGAAUUUUCUCAUUUACGAUCUAUAGUUGAAACAAAUAAUUCACGCCCAAAUUCAAGGGCUAGUCAGGUUAAAAAUUAUAAUUCAAGAUCAAAUGUAAAUACUCCAACAUUAGGAAGAGAAGAUUAUAAUAAAAAUCUAUUUGAGAAUCAUACAUCUAACUUGAUAGCAGGUUCAGUAUCAGGACAACGUUCUGAAACUCCAGCAUUUCCCGUGAAUACAAGUCAGACACCGUUACCCUAUCAUCCAUUGCUAUACAACACUAAUGGACAUAAUUUAGGAUUUAAUGAUACAAAUAACAUGACAAGUUUAACUUAUCGUUCACCAUCCCUUAGAUCUCAAGUUUAUUCAAAUGGCUCUACUUAUAAUUAUAAUAGACCAACAUCAAUAAUUGUACAAAAGGAUAACUAUCAAAAUAAAAAACCUACAACUUCUUGUGCUCCUAUAGCUAAGGAAGAAUUUGAAGAUAAUGAUGAUGAGGGUAACUUCAAUGAUAUUGAAUCUUCUCUUAAAUCUUCUACAUCAUUAACAUCAUCCUCCAAUUCAUUAAAUCGUUCCAAUAAUAUUCCAUCCUCCUCUUUAAAUAUAUGUAAAAAUAAUAAUAAAAAAGAUGAAGGUAUUUCGGAGAUUAAUUCUAUUAGUUUCCAUCAUUCACAAGCACAAGAAUAUUAUUCCUACAUGUCAGAGACAAUGUCACCAAAAACAAUAUCAAGAAUAAAACAUUUCAAUGUUAUUAUUGAAAAUGAAAAUAAUGGUGAAGUAAUCAGUCAUCAUCCAAUAUUUGUUAAAGAUACAUCAAAAUAUUGGUAUAAACCAAAAAUUAGUCGAGAGGACGCUAUAAAUAUGCUUAAAAAUAAACCACCUGGAACUUUUGUGAUUCGUGACUCAAAUUCAUUCCCUGGAGCAUUUGGUUUGGCAUUAAAAGUUGCAACACCACCAGCUGGAAUUAAUGUUACUGAUGGUACAGAACUAGUCAGACAUUUCCUUAUUGAACCAUCAUCUAAAGGUGUACGAUUAAAAGGUUGUAUUAAUGAACCAAUUUUUGGAACACUUGCUGCUUUAGUUUAUCAACAUAGUAUAACAGCAUUAGCCUUACCAACAAAAUUACUACUACCAGAAUAUGAUCCUUCAUCAAAUUGUGAACAGGUAUCAGCAACACAAGCAUUACUAGAACAAGGUGCAGCAUGUAAUGUUAAUUAUCUUGGAUCAUUUGAUACAGAAAGUUUAACAGGUCCAGAGGCUUUAAAACGUAGUGUCUCAGAAGCAUUUAAACUUCAUAAAAAUCCAUUAACUAAAACUGUUUCGGUACAUUUUAAAGUAUCUAGUCAAGGAAUAACUUUGACUGAUAAUACACGAACACUAUUCUUCCGAAGGCACCAUCCAGUCAAUACAGUAUCACAUGCAGGAAUUGAUCCAGAAAAUCGUUUAUGGCAUAAUAAAGAAACAAUUCAAUAUCCCACAAAUUUUGUACAAACAGCAAAAAUAUUUGGUUUUGUAGCAAGGAAUCCUAAUUCAUAUGACAAUCAAUGUCAUGUAUUUGCUGAAUUAGAUCCUGAACAACCAGCAAGUGCUGUAGUCAAUUUUAUUACCAAAGUAAUGAUGGCAACUAAUCCAAAAAAAUAUUAA
This is a messenger RNA of Strongyloides ratti, 4803 nucleotides long. RefSeq names its product SH2 domain and PTB/PI domain and Pleckstrin homology-like domain and Tensin phosphotyrosine-binding domain and Tensin phosphatase, C2 domain-containing protein. The transcript is spliced from 10 exons. Gene Ontology annotation, molecular function: protein binding. NCBI's taxonomy places the organism in Eukaryota, Metazoa, Nematoda, Chromadorea, Rhabditida, Strongyloididae. The record is from RefSeq and is a predicted model, not a curated record. Bases 1 to 4803 code for a protein of 1600 amino acids.